Carcharodon carcharias (great white shark) is the source of this 6800-nucleotide messenger RNA. It is a transcript of the gene atp2b2, whose product is annotated as ATPase plasma membrane Ca2+ transporting 2. Bases 671 to 4555 code for a protein of 1294 amino acids. The record is from RefSeq and is a predicted model, not a curated record. Gene Ontology annotation, biological process: regulation of cytosolic calcium ion concentration; calcium ion transmembrane transport. Lineage: Eukaryota; Metazoa; Chordata; Chondrichthyes; Lamniformes; Lamnidae. Gene Ontology annotation, molecular function: ATP binding; ATP hydrolysis activity; PDZ domain binding. The transcript is spliced from 25 exons. Gene Ontology annotation, cellular component: intracellular membrane-bounded organelle; postsynaptic density membrane.
AUACAGAUGCUGAACUGUGAUUAGUCUGCUGUAUAAUUGAAAUCAUUUUGGAUUUGUGAUUAUAACAUAGCCAAAUGCAAUGAUUUGAUUCCUGGUUUAGCAUCUUCAGUACAUGAAUUCUUGUGGGCAGUGUGAAUUCUCCAGGCAUUGAGAGAGGCUGGCAGGAAAGCUGUCAAUUUGUAGUCUGCAGUAGUUCAGUUUAUCGUCUGUCCUUGGACUCCUGCUUCAGUGGCAGCUAAGUGGUUCUGCACAAGCCUAACCAGUGGCUUUACACUGUUCUAGUUUUAAAAUGCCUUAAUAUUUUCUGGAAACAUGGAGUUAUCAGACAGAUUUGUCUAACCUGUUGCUUUCAUCCAGAAGGUUUGUUCAACCAACUGAUCAUGUAGAAUCCGAAAACUUGAGACGACCACGAUGGGAAACUCUAUAUGGAGUGGUGCUGGUCUUCAGCCUUGCCUGCUUCAAUCCGUUUGACUAUUAACUGGUUCUUGGUUCCUGUCCUUGAUGAGACUGAAGUGCAGCAAGUCUACAUUAGCAAUCUGCAGUGCAAAAAUAAAAUAAAAUAGUGGAUAUUUUGAUCAUCCUGAUUGAUCUGAAACUUAAUUUCAGUCUGCACUGAUAUUAUACCUGCCACCAAUAUCUUUAUAAAGCUGUAAACAAUACUGUGGAAACGAUGGGAGACAUGACGAACAGUGCGGUGGAUUUCUAUCCAAAGAACCAAAGAGGCGAGUCUAACCAUGCAGGUGAAUUUGGGUGUUCUCUCAAUGAACUUCGCUCUUUUAUGGAGCUACGUGGAUCAGAGGCAGUGCAAAAGAUACAAGAUACCUAUGGUGAUAUGAAUGGAUUCUGUAGACGUUUGAAAACUUCGCCAACAGAAGGUUUAGCUGGCAAUCCUACAGAUCUUGAAAACAGAAGACAAACUUUUGGUAGAAACUUUAUACCUCCGAAAAAGCCAAAAACUUUCUUACAGUUAAUCUGGGAAGCACUACAAGAUGUGACCCUUAUCAUCCUAGAACUUGCAGCCAUUAUAUCCUUGGGUCUCUCAUUUUAUCAACCACCUGGAGAGCGAAGUGAAAUGUGUGGUAGUGCUGCAGGUGGUGUGGAAGAUGAAGGGGAAUCCGAAGCAGGGUGGAUUGAAGGAGCUGCUAUCCUACUUUCCGUUAUCUGUGUGGUUUUUGUAACUGCUUUUAAUGACUGGAGCAAAGAGAAACAGUUUCGAGGUUUGCAAAGUCGGAUUGAACAAGAACAGAAGUUCGCCGUUGUCAGGGGAGGCCAAGUCAUCCAAAUCCCGGUGUCAGAAAUUGUUACUGGUGAUAUUGCACAAGUUAAAUAUGGUGAUCUGCUCCCUGCGGAUGGAAUUUUAAUUCAGGGAAAUGACCUUAAAAUUGAUGAAAGUUCUUUAACUGGAGAAUCUGAUCAUGUCCGUAAGUCUGCCGACAAGGACCCCAUGUUACUUUCUGGUACCCAUGUCAUGGAAGGUUCAGGCAAAAUGCUUGUCACAGCCGUGGGAGUUAACUCACAGACUGGCAUCAUAUUCACAUUGCUGGGUGCAGGUGGUGAAGAAGAGGAAAAGAAAGACAAGAAAGGUCAAACAACAGAAGAUGAACAACAGUUACCAGAAGCUCCCCAGCCUCCUUCCCAUGCUGUUCCCUCCCAGCCCCUGUCUACUUCAGGUACAGAAGGUGCAGCAAGUGCAAAUGCCACUGAUAGUACAAAUGCCAGCUUAGUCAAUGGCAAAAUGCAGGAUGGGAAUAUGGAGAACAGCCAGAAUAAAGCCAAGAAACAAGAUGGUGCAGCUGCCAUGGAAAUGCAACCCCUCAAGAGUGCGGAAGGUGGUGAUGGAGACGACAAGGAGAAGAAGAAGGGCGGUACACCAAAGAAAGAAAAGUCUGUACUGCAGGGCAAGCUCACCAAACUGGCAGUGCAGAUUGGAAAAGCAGGUUUGGUGAUGUCGGCAAUCACAGUUAUUAUUCUUGUGUUAUAUUUUGCCAUCGAUACUUUUGUGAUUCAAAAACUGCAGUGGCUGCCUGAAUGCACACCAGUCUACAUCCAGUUCUUUGUUAAAUUCUUCAUUAUUGGUGUCACCGUACUUGUUGUGGCUGUCCCAGAGGGCCUCCCACUUGCAGUCACCAUCUCACUUGCCUACUCUGUGAAGAAAAUGAUGAAGGACAACAACCUCGUGAGACAUUUGGAUGCCUGUGAAACCAUGGGUAAUGCUACAGCAAUCUGCUCUGACAAAACAGGCACUUUGACAACAAACCGAAUGACGGUUGUGCAGGCUUAUGUUGGGGACGUCCAUUAUAAAGAAGUCCCAGACCCUGAUGCCCUCCCAUCAAAAUCACUGGACAUGCUUGUUAACGCAAUAUCUCUCAACAGCGCUUAUACUUCCAAAAUACUGCCUCCCGAGAAGGAAGUUGGUCUACCCCGUCAGGUUGGUAACAAGACUGAGUGUGGGCUGUUGGGAUUUGUCUUGGACUUGAAGCGGGAUUACCAAACUGUUCGCGAUCAAACACCGGAAGAGAAGCUCUACAAAGUCUACACUUUCAACUCUGAGAGAAAAUCCAUGAGUACCGUCAUCAAAAUGCAAGAUGGAAGUUUUCGGAUGUAUAGCAAAGGAGCCUCAGAAAUUGUCUUAAAAAAAUGCUCAAAUAUCUUAAACACUGCUGGAGAGGCACGGGUCUUCAGGCCUCGCGAUCGUGAUGAGAUGGUAAAGAAGGUCAUCGAACCCAUGGCUUGUGAUGGAUUGAGGACCAUUUGUAUCGCCUUCCGUGACUUCCCAGGUAGUCCAGAGCCUGACUGGGACAAUGAAAAUAACAUUUUAAUGGACCUGACCUGUAUAGCUGUAGUUGGCAUUGAGGACCCAGUGAGACCAGAGGUUCCAGAAGCCAUCAGAAAGUGCCAACGAGCUGGUAUUACUGUACGUAUGGUUACAGGGGACAACAUUAACACAGCUCGUGCCAUUGCCAUCAAAUGUGGCAUCAUUAAUCCGGGUGAGGACUUCAUCUGCUUGGAAGGCAAAGAUUUCAACAGAAGGAUCCGGAAUGAAAAAGGAGAGGUUGAACAAGAACGUAUUGACAAGAUCUGGCCAAAACUCCGGGUGCUUGCUCGAUCAUCACCCACUGACAAACACACAUUAGUGAAAGGUAUAAUUGACAGCCUGCACGGAGAGCGGAGACAAGUUGUGGCAGUAACUGGUGAUGGAACCAAUGAUGGGCCAGCGCUGAAGAAAGCGGAUGUUGGCUUUGCCAUGGGCAUUGCUGGCACUGAUGUAGCAAAAGAAGCCUCCGACAUUAUCUUGACCGAUGAUAAUUUCAGCAGCAUCGUGAAGGCUGUCAUGUGGGGCCGUAAUGUUUAUGACAGCAUCUCCAAGUUUCUACAAUUCCAGCUGACAGUGAAUGUAGUUGCUGUCAUAGUUGCGUUUACUGGAGCAUGUAUCACCCAGGAUUCUCCUCUGAAGGCUGUACAGAUGUUGUGGGUGAACCUCAUUAUGGACACCUUUGCCUCCUUGGCCCUAGCUACAGAGCCACCCACUGAAGCACUGCUGAUGAGGAAACCAUAUGGCAGGAACAAACCCCUCAUUUCACGAACCAUGAUGAAAAAUAUUCUGGGCCAUGGGAUUUACCAGCUUACAGUCAUCUUCACUCUACUCUUUGCUGGGGAGACUAUUUUUAAUAUUGACAGUGGUAGAAAUGCACCACUACAUGCCCCACCAUCUGAACAUUACACCAUCAUCUUUAACACUUUUGUCUUGAUGCAACUCUUCAAUGAAAUCAACGCUCGCAAGAUACAUGGGGAGAAAAAUGUGUUUGACGGCAUUUUCAGAAAUCCCAUCUUCUGCAGUAUUGUAUUUGGCACUUUUGCAAUUCAGAUUGUAAUUAUUCAGUUUGGUGGAAAACCUUUCAGUUGUAUUCCUCUGCAAAUAGACCAGUGGUUGUGGUGCAUCGUUCUGGGAGUGGGAGAGUUGCUAUGGGGACAGAUAAUAUCCAGCAUUCCAACUAAUCGACUGAAGUUUCUGAAGGAAGCAGGCCAUGGAACUCAGAAGGAUGACAUCCCAGAAGAAGAACUUAAUGAAGAUGCUGAAGAAAUUGAUCAUGCAGAGAGAGAACUUAGGCGUGGGCAGAUUCUUUGGUUCAGAGGUCUGAACAGGAUCCAAACUCAGAUCGAAGUAGUGAAUACAUUCAAGAGUGGCACUUCCUUUCAGGGGGCUCUAAGGCGGCAGUCAUCCGUUACCAGCCAAAAUCAAGAUAUUCGCGUCGUGAAGGCAUUCCGUAGCUCUCUCUAUGAAGGAUUAGAGAAACCAGAGUCGAAAUCCUCCAUUCACAACUUCAUGACUCAUCCCGAGUUUAGGAUAGAUGACUCACAGCCACACAUUCCCCUUAUCGAUGACACUGACAUAGAAGAAGACGUUGCCCUUAAGCAAAACUCCAGCCCGCCCUCAUCCCCCAACAAGAACAACAAUGCUAUUGAUAGUGGAAUCAAUCUUACAACUGACACAAGUAAAUCAGCUACCUCUUCUAGUCCAGGGAGCCCUCUACAUAGCCUGGAAACAUCACUCUAGCUGACCAUUUCUGUGCAAAAACAGAACAAAAAAAAACUGCUGGCUGAUAAACUGUUCUGAUUGUGCUCUUCUAUGCUCUGUAGCAAGAAGGGAAACUGCUGGAAGGAUGAUUUCUUGUUUGGCUGACCCUCCUCAAGAUAGAGAUCCUGCAUGAAUGUACAUUUCCCAAAUUUCACUGGAAGGACCACAACCGAGUGCAUCUAAGGCAAUUUAUCCAAUCCACUGAUCUGUGACUUUUGAAGUGCUUGUGCGGCAUGGACUUAAUUGUAUAGUUUAAAUUAAGAAAAACGACUUUAAAAAUUGAAGUUGCAAUGCUCAACUUGCACAGUAGAAUUGCACCAAUUGAACAGAGGAACUUUAUAAGCAUUUAUUAAAUACCUACAAAGUUUAUCUUCUUUGUUUCUUGGCAUGUUGCCUUGUUUCUGCUUAAUGGCUCUUACGACUUUACCUUAUUUAUGUCCUGAAGAGAAUGUAAUUUGUUUACAAAACCUGUAGAUAACUUUGUUUAUUUGUAGGGUAUAAGUUCUGCUGACGUAGUACAGGCAGCUCUUGUUGAGUACUUCUGUAAUAUUGAAUUCUAGAUGUUUCAUUACAACCGUGUACUGAAUUUGCCUGCUUUUUUGUUCAAUAUUGUAGAUAUUGCUAGCAGAAACAAAGAAGCCAAAAUAUAACAGGGAAAUAUUGUUUAAGUGGUAUCCUAAUGUUAAUUGAUCGUGGACAAAAAAUGCAGCAUGGCUUUCUUUAUUUCCUAGAGUAUAUCUUUAGGUACUAAAGUCCUCUGGAUUUUUUUUUCUUUUUUAAAUAAAUGCUUGAAUUUUAUCUUGGUCUUUCUCAGACUCGCAAAGGCCAAUUUGAAAUGUAAUUUGAUUGAACUGUCUGCUAUAUAUAAACACCUGCUUGUUAAAAUAAGAUGUUUCAAAAUAACUGUAACUAUCCAAGCUUGUGAUGGGUUUAUUAGAGCUGAUUGCAAAAUAAGUUAUAUUUGGCUUUGUCUAUAUGGGGAAAAGAAAAUCAAAGUAGUGUUGAAAUCUUGUGAUAUUGUGUUGAUUUUUUUUCCUUUAGUGGCUUAUUGGAUUUUUUUUAAAAAAUCACAGCUUGAGGGCUGUCAAGUUUUAGGAAAAAAAGUAACAAAACAAUCUGGGUUGCUUUGUCUUUUUUCUUUUUUUUAAACAAUCUUCAUAUUCUGCACUCUCCAACUACGAUGAAACUUUCUGUGACCUAUUUAGAUGUGCUUUGUGUGGUUUUAUCAAGCUUGUCUUCCUGCAGACACCUACUAAAUACAUUGCAACAUCUCAGCAGUAUUCUUUAAAUCUACUUACUGUGCUUUCCUAAGGGGAAGCCAUUAAAAGCUUGUCACAAGAGUGAGACAGAAGCGCUUCAAGACAGUAAUAGCCCUAUGUAUUUUUUAUCCGGGGUAUUGGGGCUAAAUGUCUAGGAAGCAGUGAGCAUGAAACAAUCUUUGCAUCAUGGACAACAAAGAAACUUUUUUUUAAACUUUCACUUUGAUUCUGUGACCCGUUGAAGGUCCAGUUGGAAAGAUGAAACUUUUAAGAACUGUCUGUGCCCUGCGAAAGAGGAACAUGCCUGUAGUUCUGAGUUCAGGCAUCUUUGAAUUUGCCAGUAAAUCCUGUGUAUAUAAUUAACACAUAUAAAGUAAGAUAUAUUUAAAAUAAGAUGCAUAUAAAUCUGGGCUUUUGUGAGCAUGUAUGUGUGACAUAGCUUUUGUUUAAAAUCAAAUUAGAUGCAAUUCCAGCCAGUCACAGCUACAGGCCACACAUUUCUUCACGAGCUACGAAGAUUUUGUUUCUUUUGGCAUCUGGUUAGUGCAGGACAGCCUAAAAUGAGGGAAUUUAAAGGAUCAAUUUAUUAAAGUCAUUCUGCAAUGCAAAUAUGCUUGCUUCUACAUAAUGUAUUUAUCAGCAUGAGUUUUGUGAAAAUAAUAAUAAUAAUAAAUUACAGCAGUAUAUUUGGCAAUUUGGCCCUGUCUGGGCAAUGACGUGUUCAUCCAUCUGUUUUUAUGAAUUUUUUACCCAGACAAUAAUUGUAAAUAAAGAACUAAAUGUCUCUGUUCAUUUAAUACUAUGCAAAAAGGUUAUGCUUUCUGAUUGUUAUUCUCAUAUUCUUACAAAUGUGUUGCUGGAAUGUUUGUGGUUUAAGAAGUCAGUAAACCAUGUGAUGUAAAUUAUUUUAUAGUUUGAAAACCAUGAACUGGCUCUUGCUGCUGACUGUCAAAUGGUUAUAUUAU